Messenger RNA from Prunus armeniaca (apricot), 645 nucleotides. NCBI's taxonomy places the organism in Eukaryota, Viridiplantae, Streptophyta, Magnoliopsida, Rosales, Rosaceae. The record is from the annotation of a GenBank genome assembly.
AUGAAACAGGGGCCCACAGCUUCACAAGUCCUUCAAAGAAACCCGAAGUUCAAAUCACUCUUUGACCAACUUGGCUUCGGGCCUCAAGCAAGAGAAGUAGCUGCUGUAGCUCUGAUGAAUAUCUCUGCAGAGUCUAACUCUCAUUGCUUUACAGCUCAACCACAAGGGUCAUUCUUAGGAAAUGACAAUGCUAUUGUCUUCACGGACGAAGACAUGGAAGUUCCAUACCCGGACCAUAGGAGGCCGCUUUACUUGGAGGGACAAAUCAAUGAUGUUCAUAUGGAGAGCUUUGGUAGACACGGGAUCCUCUGUCAACAUAUACCUCUGUCUGUGCUUACGGCAGCUGGUAUCCCAUUGUCCAAAUUGUCCAAUCACAAACAAACAUCAGUGGUUUCGGGAAUAAGAGUGAGGUCACAGUCGGGCAUCUACAAGCCAUGGCUCAACAAGCAUAAGCUUGUGGUCUCUACCUAUCAUCAAUGCGUAAAAGGAAGGAUUGGGCUGAGGCCGCUACGCAUACCUGGAAACCAAGCACCGUUCAACAAAGAUGAAGCUCACUACUCCGAGGCGGAAUUCUACACUGAAUGCACAGGUGCUGGGAGCAAUCCCAUCCAAGGAUUUCAGGACCUACCUUCCUUUGUGGACUGA